AUGAACAGCGAGCGACAGCUCUACUUCUUGCAGUUCAAACGAGCGCAGAUCACGCAUCGAAGGAAAUCAUCGGGUGUUCUCAACGACGCCACGACGGUCAUCAUGAAUCAAGACAAUCGCGAUCGGCCCGCCAAUGAUCAGCAAUUGCAGCAGGAAAUCGCUUCUGAAUUGCGUUGGCAUUUGCGUCGCACCUUUGAUGGAAUGGAAAGUGAGGAUGAUGACAAUGAAUCCGAUGAGGACAACACUGAGGAUAUGGAUACAGAUAAUGAGGAUGGCGCUCAACGAAAUGAGGUUUUGGAAUCGGCGAUGAAUGAUGUGACGAUGAGAGAUGAUAAUUUUAAUAACGCUGAAACGGUGAACAGAAAUAUCACGGGUCUUUCGAUUGACUCAGGUCACGAUUCGGAAGGUUCCGAUCAACCCCCGCUUUCUCAUGCAGCAAACGACGAAGGACCAUCAAUCGCUCCAGCUGAUGAGGAUGAAAUCAUGCCUGACUAUGAGGAAUACUUGUUCGAUGACGACGCCUGGGAAUUGGAGUUUCAGCAGUUUAAUCAGAGAGCGAUGGCCUCUUCGUCGGGUGCAUUAUCAAACAGGGGUCAUGGUGUCGUUCAAGAGCUGGAUGAUGACUUCAUCUUCAACGAUGAGAUUGAUGACGGUGUCGUCCCGACUGUCAGAAGAAACAUUCGAGCAGUGCUGGCCGUUGGAAAUAUCGAGGCUGCCCUUGCUUUUGACUCCGAUUCCACACGCUACUCGCUUCCUGCCGCCUCACAGCAAUCACCGGCGCCGAUUUUGAAGCGAGGAAAUAAGAGGCGCAAUCAGAGCUCUGAGCGUCAGGUCAAACGCGUACGCUUCGAUGCGGUGGUUCGCGAAUGCGUCUCGGAUGGUGAGACGCGUUACGACAAUGAGGAGCCCAGGGACAAUAAUGAGGACGAUGAUAUUAAUAAUGACUAA
Molecule: messenger RNA, 948 nt
Organism: Caenorhabditis bovis
Lineage: Eukaryota; Metazoa; Nematoda; Chromadorea; Rhabditida; Rhabditidae
Source: the annotation of a GenBank genome assembly